AAACCUUUGGGAUUGGAUAAAAGGUAAAAUGAUAGACACAGACCUCUUUUACAUAGGUGGGUACAGGUUAACAGUCUACAAUAAAUUCAACAAUAACUGACGAUUUGUGGUCUCAGCUCUUGUGCAUUCAUUGGCUGUGCCCUGAGGGGUCUGGAAAAAGGGAAGUUAACCUGACAUUCCUAAGGUGUGUUAUAUAUGCCAGAAGGUGAUAGACAGGCUCAACUUAAUUUUGUUAGGAAGAUUUUAGCCUAGGAUAUACCUGCCAUAAACUGUUUUUAGUUAAAAGUUUUCAUUUCAGACCAACAUGGCCCCUUUUCAUCCACAAGGUUUUUAUUGACUACAUAGAAUUCAGUUUGUAUGGAUGUAGCAGAAUUUCAUUCCAUAUUGGACAUUUAGAUUGUUUCUAAUUUUCUCUGCACUUCAGUAAACCCCUUAUAUAGUACCUCUUUAAAAACUUGGGCUUUGAAAUCAGGUAGUCUUGGGUCCACUCCUAGUCAUUGUCAGUGAAACCUUGGGCAGGUCAUUUAACCACCCUGUGCCUUAGUUUCCUCAUCUUCGAAAUAGCUUUAAGCAGUUAAUGAAAGCACAAGCAUGCCAUUUUAGAAUUCACCUUCUCUUCCCCAGUCCAGGAAGAAGCUAAUGAUUUCUUAUUUUUGAUCUCUGUUGAGGCAAGUAUGCUUGGCCUUCAGGGCACUCUGUUCUUUCCUUAACUUGAGGAACGCCAAUUACUGAAUCCCCAUUGUCUAAGGUUUCUUUGUUUCAUUAGAGUCUGAGCAGUUUAAUUUUUCUUUGUUUUGUUCUUCCACCUAGAAGGAGAAUGGGGCUUCAGAUGUUUCUUGAUGGCCUCUACCCAGUGGUGCUUUGUUUUUAUUCUGUAUCUAUUCUGCAAAGCCUCUAUGGUCAGAGGAAAUCCUUGGUGAUUUUUUCCCUUCAUUAUCCUUCCUUGUUCCAUCAACCACAGUGAAACCACUGUCAACUAUUGGCAACUCCUUUGGCUUCUGUUGAGUUGCUAUUUGUCACAUAAUGGGAAAGAGGGACUCAUAGAAGAACUGUCUUCCUGGGGGGAGUGGAAUUUGAGGAUCUUAAGUCUUGACUGCUCACCUCUCCAUCCUACUACAUGCUUGAAUUGAGAGGGAGGAGGUUGGGCAACAUCAAAGAGAAGUUAUGGACUUGUCUUGGAGCCUUUCAAUGUGACGGUUCCUCUGGGCCCCUGUUGAAGAUCUGUCCUGAAAAUUGUGGUUAAGUAAAUUUUCUGAUAGAGGAAAUUUGUUGCUUCUGUUUAUCAAGAUGAUUACAACACCUUCAAAACAUCCAGGAAUUCACUUGUCCUCAGAGACAUCUUCUCAGAGGAGAAAUGUGCCUAUUCAUGCAGUUUUUUUUGACAGCAUUCCUUCAGGCACACUUACCCCUGUAAAAGAUUUGCUGAAAUAUCAGAACUCCUUUUUAAAAUUGAAUGACCAUAAAAAAAAUCAAUUCUCAGAAAUGACAUUUUUUCAAGAUAAAAAUGUAUUUCAUUCUACCAUGGUAGCAGAGCCUAGCACCUCUAACAGUCUUCUUAAUAUUGAUAUCAGUGCUAUAAAGCCCAACAAGGAUGGAUUUAAAAAUAAAGCAAACUAUGAAUCACCAGGAAAAGUAUAUCAAAGAAUGAAAGAAAAGGUACUGCGUAAUAAGCAAGAACAAGCAUCAAGAAACAGUAAUGUGUUGGAACCACCGAAAAGUGAAAGUAACAAAAUUUUUGCCCAUAAUGGAGCUAAGAAAAGAGUAUUGCAGCAUCAUACCUACCUCUGUGAAGAAAAGGAAAACAACAAAUCAUUUAGAUCAGAAAACAGCUUAUUAAGAGAAAUUUCAACCUCAGUCCAAGAAGUUCCUCUAGAACCAUCAAAUAAUAUUUUACUCCCAGUCAAGCCAAAGAUUCAACGUCAGCAGGCAAAGAAAGCUCCUCUGCACAAUUUAACUUAUGAGCUUCCAGUUCUCAACCAAGAACAUGAAAAUGUUUCAGCUGCAGGAGUCUCAAACAGAGCGUUAACUAGAGCACAGCUGGCUAAACAGAUUCUUUCAAAGGGGAAUACAGUUGCAACCACUAAGUUAAAAAAGGACACAUUUAUUUUAGAAGGCAUUGAUUCUGCCUAUGAAAAAUCCCGAAAUACUACUACUGAGACUCUAAGUACUCACUGUGUUUAUAAAAAUGGCAGUCAAUUAAUGGUUUCGGAUAAUAAGGUAACCAAAGGGACUUCACAACAGGAAAUUAAGGAAGAAAAUGAAAAAACAAUGCCCGGAGAAACUGACAUCCCAGGUUCCAUAAAUGACACAUGUAAAAUUCUGCUUGCAACUCCAAGAUUUCAUGUAACAAUACCUCAGAGAUCAAAAAGAUAUACUUCAAAGCUUCUUCCUCCAAGUAUAUGUCAAACUACUACAGAUGGAGUUAAAAAUAACAAGGUAGUCCAGCUACAGGAAUGGAUGAUUAAAAUCAUCAACAAUAACACUGCUAUAUGUGUAGAAGGGAAAUUGAUAGACAUCACUAACAUAUAUUGGCACAGUAAUGCAAUUGUAGAACGGAUUGAACACAACAAACUUAGGACAUUAUCAGGCAACAUUUAUAUAUUAAGAGGAAUGAUAGACCGGAUUUCCAUGAAAGAAGCAGGAUAUCCAUAUUAUCUCAUAAGGAAGUUUAUGUUUGGCUUUCCAGAAAAUUGGAAAGAGCACAUUGAUAAUUUUCUAGAACAAUUAAGGGCUUGUGAAAAGAAAAAGAAAGAGGCCAGACAAAAACAGAAAAGUGGAAGAUUUGUGCCUGACAUAGGAAAGUCAAUGGAAAAUGAUGCAGGAGUAAACCAGACAGAUGGCCUCCAAAGAACCAGCAGCAUUUAUGACCUUGAUUGUAAUCAUUUGGAACUAAAGAAUAGUAAACAUAGUAGGUUGCCAGGAGCUACAGAAAUAGACAUCUGCCAGAGUAAUCCUCAAAAUAAACCACCAUUAAGGCUCCCAGAUGACCACAUAAAGAAUACUGUUCAAAAUGGAGGAGGCUGUGACUUACCUACUCAGGAAUUGAUUGGAAAAAAGGAACAUAAAAAGUUAUCUUCAAAGAAACUCAAAAAUUGUGAAAGAAGAACAAAUGAAAAGCUAAUUAAAAGUCAGAAGCAAGAGCAAACCGAAGAAUCGAAGGUAUCCAUUGAUAUUAUCAUCUCAGGAAAAUCACCUUUCUCAGACAAAGAAAGAAAAUGUAUGGCUGCUAAUCAGAAGGAAGUUUAUAUUGUACUAACACCGCUUAAAUCUAAAAAUGUGAUAGAGCAAAAAUGCAUGAAGUAUAAUGUGUCCUCUGGUACCAUUAAAGCAGUAACAGAUUUUAUAGUGCCAAAGCAUCAAAAAGAAAGUGAAUCAGACAUAAAUGAAACUACAUGUCCAAUCAGUAAGCCCAGAAAGACUUUGAAAAAUGCAUUUGAGUGUGAUGUGAGUAAUAAAAGUGAAAACAAGGAAGACUGCAUUGAACGUGAUAUACUCACUGUCAACCAGAAAAUAAAAAUACCUGGUUUGAAAAAGAAACAGUCAGUCACCUCGGGGUUUAAGAAAAAUACAAGGUUGUUAUCAAAAUUGAAGAAAAUUGAAAAAAAUCAAGUAACACAUCAAAGUUUGUCUGUUGACGAAAGUGAAACCAAAAAGAUUAGAACAAAAGCUGGAGAUGUUAAGAAAACCACAGAAAGAAAUACCAAAGAAACAGUAGUUCACCAGAGAAAAAGCGGAAGGAAUUCCACAAGGGAAAUCUCAGUAAUUUCUGAAUCUGAAACUGAAGAAAGUGAAACUGAAUUUCAUAUUAAAAAAAAGAAAGCUAGAUGUUCUGCUAAAAAUAAUUCUGAGAAAUCUGAUAUUAGAAAUGAGUUUCCAGUUAUUGACAAAAUGGGAUCUGAUAAGACAAAGAAGCAUUCCUUAGAAUGUUUACCUGAUUUAAUUCAGGAGGAUGAAUGGAAUGAGAAGGAAUUACAGAAGCUUCACUGUGCUUUUACAUCUUUUCCCAAGCACAAACCUGGUUUCUGGUCAGAUGUAGCUAUGGCUGUAGGUUCUCGAUCUGCUGAAGAAUGCCAGAGGAAAUACAUGGAAGAUCCCCAAGGAAAUGGAUCCCAGAAACAUGUUGCUAAGAAAAAGCCAGUCAAUCCCAAAGGCCAAAAAAAUGGCAAGAGAGGUGAUACAGAUAAGCAGCAAACUAUUAAGAUAACUGCCAAAGUGGGAACUCUUAAGAGGAAGCAGCAGAUGAGGGAUUUCCUGGAACAGCUGCCAAAAGAUGAUCAUGAUGACUUUUUCAGCACAACACCUUCGCAGAAACGGAGAGUCCUGUUGCCGAAUUUCCAGUUCGAUCAAGAAGAUGAUGAUAUGCUGCCAAAUAUGGACAGAAAUCCAACAACUCCAUCCUCAGUUAUCUUUCCAUUGGCAAAAACUCCUCAGUGUCAGCAUGUGAGUCCUGGAAUGCUAGCCUCUAUAAAUAGGAAUGAUUGUGAUAAAUAUGUUUUUCAUAUGCAAAAAAAACAUAAAAAUAAAGGUGGCAUUGUCUGGGGCAAUAUCAAGAAAAAAACAGUUGAAAGUGAUUUUCCAACUCCAACAAGAAGAAAAACCCCAUUUAACAAAGGAGAAAACUCUAAUAUUGGAAAACUUUUCAUUGAUGCUAUGGAGUCUUUGGAUGAAGAAGAGAAAGAUUAUUAUUUUUCAAGCUCUGAUUCUGCAUAGUAAAAGUGAGAAUAUUUCCAGUAUUUUUAUCAAGAAGCAGACAGUUAUUCAUACCUUCAUUUGGAGUAUAUAUUUUCUUUAUAAUGUAGCAUCUUUUGAAAUUGUGGACUCCUUUUCAAAGGUUUAUAUGUUUGUAUUCAAAGUUAAAGAUCCUUCUAUGGAAUAUUCCUCAUUGCUGCAGCUUACUAAAAAUAUAAGGAAAAAUGUUUUGCUUGCUGUAUAGAUAUUUCUAAAAUUCUGUUUUUGCCAUGUUUCAUAAGCAUCUGUUUAAGAAAAUCAUGUUCCAAACUGGACUUUUUAAAUUUUUGAAGAAAAUGUUGCUAUCCUUAAAGGAGGAGGUUAGGGAGAAUAAAAGAUAGAUUGUACUGAUAGCUAAUGAGUUCAUGAAAACUUGAAGUUAGCAUUCUUUUCACCUCUUGGUAUAUAAGCCAGAGUUGAUAUGAUGUUUAAAUUACAUGUUUUAACUAUGCUUUUUCUCCUCCUGAUUGUUUUUCUUAAAACUUGUGAUUGUCAUACCUUUCGAACAAAUGUAAAUUUUAAUUUAUUGCUUUUUCAGUAUUUUAUUAGGUAGAGUCCGAGAACAGAUUUUGUUGCAUUCUUAAGCCUUAUUUACAUAUGCAGACAUAGCUUAAAUUUGGCCCUAAGUAUUUAAAAGACUGGAAGAGACCAUAAGGACUCAAGUUAGUAUGUCGUAGUAAACAUUGUUUUCCUUUCAGACAGCUCUUUUAGGGGGGUAGAAAAACUUCUUUUCGCUUAUUCUGCCAUUAUGUUUUAAAAUUUGACAUAGACUAUUCCCCUUUAGUUACAGUACAUGUUCACCUACCUUUCUCUCCAGUUAGGUUGUUCAAAUAAAAUUAGUUUGCUUUUAUAAUA
This is a messenger RNA of Miniopterus natalensis, 5583 nucleotides long. The record is from RefSeq and is a predicted model, not a curated record. Lineage: Eukaryota; Metazoa; Chordata; Mammalia; Chiroptera; Miniopteridae.